This is a messenger RNA of Catharus ustulatus (Swainson's thrush), 6237 nucleotides long. RefSeq names its product prolactin releasing hormone receptor (gene PRLHR). Gene Ontology annotation, molecular function: neuropeptide binding; neuropeptide Y receptor activity. Gene Ontology annotation, cellular component: plasma membrane; neuron projection. Lineage: Eukaryota; Metazoa; Chordata; Aves; Passeriformes; Turdidae. Gene Ontology annotation, biological process: G protein-coupled receptor signaling pathway. The record is from RefSeq and is a predicted model, not a curated record. The transcript is spliced from 3 exons. The coding region runs from base 377 to 1411 and encodes 344 amino acids.
UUUAAAAACAGUGAUCUCUACUUAGCUUGUAAAUGCGCAUCGCCCUCUUUCUCACUCAUAUAUUCUCUCUCUCUCUCUCUCUCUCUCUGACACACACACACAUACACGCUCCUGGAUUUGCAGAAGACAGACAUCUAAGGGCACUUCUUGGCAUCCACAGGAAAAUCAUAUGGGAUUAGAACCCCCCAGCAGAACUGCUGAAAGCUGCCUCUCAAGGAUUACAAGUUCACCUUUUGCAUUUACGGCUGCUUGUUUACUAUCCAUGUGGUAACCUCUGGACAGGCAGUAAUCCAUUCAUUAUCCCACUGAUUGAGUGCGGGAGCAGCGCAGUGCUAACUACUUCACUCAGCUGACGGCAGACAACAGAAGGAGGAAAAUGAUGAAUUCGGACAAUUUAACCUCCCAAAGCUUCCUCUCUGCGAUUCACAGCAACACCAGCAAUUUAUUCUCAGGGCUCCAGUUUGUUCAGUCCUUCAAGCCACUCAUCAUCCCCUGCUACUCGCUGGUGGUUUUUAUUGGUGUCAUUGGGAAUUACCUUCUCAUUUAUGUCAUCUGCAAGACAAAAAAAAUGCACAAUGUCACCAACUUUCUGGUAGGCAAUCUGGCUUUCUCAGACAUGCUCAUGUGUGCAACCUGUGUGCCCCUGACCCUGGCCUAUGCCUUUGAGCCCCGGGGAUGGGUUUACGGGCGCUUCAUGUGCUACUUUGUUUUCCUGAUGCAACCUGUCACCGUGUUUGUGUCUGUCUUCACCCUGACUGUCAUAGCUGUGGACAGGUACUGUGCCACGGUGUACCCAUUCCGCAGGAGGCUCACCAUCCCUAUCUGUGCUUACAUCCUGGCUGCUAUUUGGCUGCUGAGCUGCACUUUGGCUGCCCCAGCCUUGGUCCACACCUACCAUGCAGAGUUUCCAGAGCUGGACUUCUCCAUCUGCGAGGAGUUUUGGUUCCACAUGAAACGAGAUCGCUUGGCUUACGCCUACAGCACCCUCAUCAUCACCUAUGUAUUGCCUUUGGCUGUCAUCUCCCUGUCCUACCUGAGGAUCUCAGUCAAGCUGAAGAACCGUGUAGUCCCAGGCAAUGUCACCCAGGGCCAAGCUGAGUGGGACCGUGCCAGGAGGAGAAAGACUUUUCGCUUGCUGGUCUUAGUGGUGGCAGCCUUUGGAGUCUGCUGGCUGCCCCUGCACAUCUUCAACAUGAUAAAGGACAUCGACAUCAGCUUGAUUGACAAGCAGUACUUCAACUUCAUCCAGCUCCUGUGCCACUGGUUUGCAAUGAUGUCUGCUUGUACCAAUGCCUUUCUCUAUGCCUGGCUCCAUGACAGCUUCAGGGGAGAGCUGAAAAAAAUGUUUGCCUGGAGGAAGAAGAAAAUUGGACCCGCUACAAACUGCAUUAUGGCCAGUGUGGUGCUGUAAAUGAGAGCUGGUGGGAGUGCACCUCCUUUGUACAUUAACAUUGGAAUAUCCAGAAGGAGAUGAUGGCAAAAAUCUCUACACCUACAUUUCCUACAAUUUCUACAUUUCCAUGAGGCACUGGAGACAAGCAGCAGCAGCAAGAGGACUGCAAAGAGAAGCUUGUGGCUUUCCAGCAUGGACAUGGGAUCUGCCUCUCCUGCUGAGCACAGCUUUGGGUUUCCAGAUAACGUUCUGGAAAGGCAGCUUGUGGCUCACAGCAGCAGGAGUGGUUUUAAUGCUGUGGUUUGUGAGAAGCUGGUGCUGGGUGUGGGGCUGAGGAUCACUCAGUACAGCUCAGGUUCUCCCCAGCAGCAUCCCCAGAAAGGUGACGUGCUCAGCCAGAGGCAGCUCUGCUCUGGGGAGGUUGAGAGCUCCAGGUGUUGUUCUCUUUCCAGAGCUUCCCAGCCACAGGGAGAUGGGUUUGUUUACUCCAUCACACCCACAAGACAGGAGAAAAUGUGAGACCAAAUGACAUGGAGCACUGUCCCAGGCUGCCACCUCCCACAGCUUGAGUUUGUGACCUGCUGUGUUUGGGAGUGGGAAGGAGAAGCAACAGACUGUGCUGUGAACCAACUUCAUCUUGGGCUCAUGGAGGCAGAGCAAGAAAGGAAGAAAAAACAUUUCUGAACUUCAAGCUAACAAAAACCAGCCAAAGGGUAAAUCUGUCCUCACCCAGAGGCUGUUCCUGUAUGAAUGUAGGAGCACUCAACCCUUCUUGAGAGCGUGGUCCCUCACUUGUGGUGUGUCAGCUCAGUGAAUUUGCUUUGUGGGAUCUCUCUUCACUUCCCUCAAUCCCUCAGUGCAACAGGGGCAAGCCAGGCAAAGGCAGGAACAUGAAUGUGAUCACAUCUCAUUUCUGUACAGUCCAGAGGCAGAGGAGUUGAGGGCAGAGGCACUUGUGAGAGGGUUUUUUAAAUAAAAAUAAUUGAAAGGUUAGGGAUGGAGUUCCAAGGCAAGUGUUCAACCAACUCACUCCUCAGCAACUGGAGGAAACUCUGGAGGAAGUAAGAUGACAAAAAAUUAAAAUAUCACGUGCUAGAUCUAGCUCUGAGUUAAAUAACCAAUAUAUAAUGCAUACAAAGUAUUUCAAAUCAUUAGCAUGACAAAAUUAUCACUGAGCUUUGGAAUGAUUUCCCCUUGAUUAUUGAAUCAUUUUAAAAUUCAACGUCUGUUCCUAAUAUGCAUAGAUUAAAAAAAUAAAAACAAAUUUGAAACCAUCUGAAGCACUUGACAGCAUAUGGCAGACCUGUUUAAUCUUAACAAGUCAAUAAUAUUAUCAUUGUGAGUCACUUCUUCAUUAAAACAUGUAUUAAUGUCUGUUGUAUAAAAUAAUGUCUCUUUGUAAAAGCUUUUUGUUUUUGUCACUUGUCACAGCUAAGUGCAACUGUCACUUGUCAGAGCUAAUUCUAGAUUGCUUUGAUACUGUCUCCUCUUGGAAAAUUUUCACAGACUGAGGACAGAGGAAAUGCAAAUCAUCACCUGCCAAAGUGUUGACAAUAUCACAAAGUGCAGCGAAGAUUCUGAAGACCUGUGCUUUGCUGUAGUGACAAAAAUAUGGGUUUCUUUGCUUUUAAGGCACUGUGGAAAGCACUGUUCCAAACAGUUCUGACCCCCCAAAUCCUUGUACCAGUGUCUGACAAGAUUUGCAUCAUUUCAUAGUUCUUACCAUUCUUUUUUUAUUGUUAAAUGAAGAAACUGUUCCCAUGAAUCAGUUUGGAAUGGCACCACCCACCUGUAAAUGCUGCCUACGUGUCUGCAAUACCCUAAAAUUUAAGGAUGGGGGAAGGACAUAAAAUAAGUGGGGAUUAAAUGCCAGACUGCCCAGAUCCUGAAAUCAUUGGUUGGAUAAAGGUAUCAGAACAUUGAAAAGUUAUGUUGUAACUAUUGACUGAGAAGACUUACCUUUCCCCCAUAUAUUUUAAGGAAAGGCUCUUAAAUUUCAGGCUAUUAUUUGUCAUGCAGAGACAUCUCCCUUCAGCUCAGUAUGAGGCACCCAAACUCAGAGCUGCAGGAUUUGAAGCCACAUCUUCCCUUUGCACCCUCAGCAGGGGCUGUGAGUUUGUUCAGGCCAGAUAGGAGUUUAUUCUGCACAUCUGCACUCAACUUAUUGGGUGAAACCCCUCCUGAAGCAUUGUAUAAACAAACACCUUGGGGUGCUGUCUAUGCUCCCCUGUAUUCACCCACACUUACAAAGUUUAAAUCUGAUUUGUAGGUUUAGUUCAGUUCUGCUUUCCAGAAGUGGCCCAGUAACCAACAUCUCCAGGCUAAAUAUCUUAACCAUACAUGUGAAAUUUAUUAUCUAGCAAAAAACCCAAGCAACUAACCCUAAACCCCCAACCCAUUCCUUCCAUUGCUUCCAUUCCAUUAUUCCAAAGGAAUAACAGAUCCAUAUAAAAUUAAAUAAUUCUUAAAAUACCUUGAUUCCUGGGAAUUAGGUCACUUUUAAGAGAAGAUGUUCUAAUUUUUGUUCAACACUGAAGAAGCUAUAUCCAAGUGGAAUAUUUGGUAGCUUUCUAAACCAUUAUGGGUUUGCUGAAUAAACAGAAAAGCACAAAAGAUUUGAGGGUAAGAAGAAAAUGCACAGGAUUUUUAGUGCUAAUAUCAUUCAGCUGGACAAGCUGAAUCUGCAACAUGGUGUUCAACAAACAGCUUAAUUUACAGUGUUGAAAAUAGAGAUAAUUAAGCAAGCACUUUCUCUUCCAGCUCUCACAUGAGGUAUUUAAAAACAGGGGUGGAGGUGGGUUUGGAGAAAGCUGGAUUGACACAAGAAUAGUUUUAAAAUUUUUAACAGCUGUGAAUGAAAAUUAAAUGAAGAGUGUCAGUACAGCUUUCUAAAGCUGAAGGUAUUUAAGUUCAAAUAUUGAAACUUAAUGAGGUGGAUAAAAGGCAAUGUGGAGCUACACUGAGUUUCACAAUUCAUCUAUUUAAAAAUAGUUACAAAAAUGACAAUCCCCAUAGAUUACUUUAAACUACAUUAGCAUAGGGAAAAUAGAAUACAAGGGAAGUUCCAACCUGUUUCCUGUUAUAUAAUAUUCCCAAGUUUCCUCUUGGGAAUCAGGAAAAUUUUGGUUUUUUUCCCCCUCUAGAUCAGAAGCCCUCAGGAUGCAGCAGCUCCUCUCUCCACACAUUUUGUACAGUUUCUAGUAAGAGGAAUAAGCCAAGAUCUGAGAUAUCUCCUCCAAACUGCUCUGGGAGAUUGGAGUCCAUGUGUCACAAACAAUGAGGCAGAGCACAAAUACAUGUAAUUAUCAUCCUAAUACAGAGCUAAAACUAAACUCUGAAUUGGAGCUAGAAGGAUAAUCAAGCACCAUCUCUCCACAAGAAAAUAAUACCAGUUUCCCUUCAGCAUCCAGCAUUAGUGGCCAGGUCUUGAUUCAUCAAAGUCGUCUUGUAAAUUAUUCCUUGUUUCCCUAAAACCUGCUAGUCAGCUGUCUUCUCACUAAUUCUUUCUUCUUUAGAGAAACAAAACCUGUUUUCCCUACCCCCAGCAACCUUUACAUCACACUUCCCAACAGAGCUCACCCUCUGAUGACCAUGGUGCCUUUCCACACCAUCAGUUGUGCCCCAGCCCAGCAGGCAGAACCUUUGAACACACACAGGACCCCCCUGUCAAACACUGGCAGGGUAGCUGCAGGCUGGGGUGGAUGGCAGUGUUUUAGAGAGGGUUCAGCUUAUUAAACAAGUUUCCCAAGGUUGUGUCAUCAGGAGAUGCAAUUACAUGAAGCCAGGUAGAGCCCACAUAUGCGAGGCAGUGAUUAAAGUAAGUAUCUGAUACUAAUAAAGCAGCCUAUUAAAACAGAGUUAAAAAGGCUUUCCUAAUCUCUUGGGAAAAUAAAUACAGAAAAGAACUAAUGAAAAUUGAUAAAAAAUACUUGUGGGUGAAUGAAGAAUUUGACAUUCUGUUUAAUAUAGACUUCUCAUUUCUCUCAGAGGCCUAAAAUGCUAUCCAGAGUUUGUUAUAUUCUUUCUAAAAAAGUUUCAGAUUUCAUUCCCACAAAUUUAUUAUCCCCUUUUUUGUUCCAAGUGGGUCUCUUGCUCCAACUGUUAUUGCCUCAUCUAUUUCCUCUGGCUCUGGCCAUCUAAAACAGGCAUGUGAGGACCACAUAAGCUUCAGACCAUGUCAUGUGUCCUCUGCCUGCAGUUCUGGAACCUGCCUGAGCAAGGAGACAAAACUGUACUAAUUAUUUUUCUCCCUUCUGAAUGAGGAGGUAUCAAAGCUCAUUCUGUGAAUUCAGAUGGUGUUUAUUGUCUCCUCUCUGUCCAGGCCCAGAGCCCAUUUGUAAAGAGAAAUGAGUUUGUUCUGAGAGCAUCUGCAGUUGAAAAAUCCAUUUGACUUCCGUAUUAUUUUCCUCAUUGACUUCCUCAUCCAUUUCAUCUUCCUCAUUGCCUUAUUUUCUUUCAUUGUUCACAAAGAUUUUGUUCUUUCCCAGAUUUUUCUGGCAGUUGAAGGUAAGUUGAUUAGUCCUUUCCUCCCAUUCUUAGAAACUGAAUAUAUUUACUCCUCUCCAGUUUUCUGAUGCUUAUUUACACCCCAUGACUUUCCCAAGAUAACCCCAAGUGGUUCUGACAUUAAUUCUGUCAUAUUCUUCUGCAGUAUUUUGGGAUGAAACGCAUCAGGUUCAGGCAGUGUGAAACUUUCCAGUUCUUUAAUACCUCCUUGUGCAUUUCCAUGGAGGCAGUUAUGGAAGCAUGAGGACAAUGAAAAAGGGGGCUACAGGCUCAUCAACAAAUGUCAAUUUAAAACAUGAUGUUGGCACUAUUCUGUUUAGCUUGCUUUACUCUGAGAA